GGGAAUUAUCCAAUCCUGCGAUAAGUCCUCCCACCGAGCGUCAUCAAAAUCCAAAAGCCAUUCGUCCACCGAGAGCGGUCCAACAAAGGUCCGUGGGUGCUGCCAGGGGUCCGAGGAGAGCGGUAGCCAGAGCCGGUGAGAAGAACUAAUGUCUGGAACUGACCAUUGGGUAGCGCUUUGGAAGCCGGGCGGCCAACCCACAAGGUGUCCGAGCUGCCCCCUGGGGCGUGUUGAAAAAUGGACGGCUUUUGAUAGGCUGGGCGGCCAUCCCACAGGUCUAAAGCCGAGUGGGGAGGAGCGGCUAGCUAGUCUUCAAGGGGUCCCAAGUUAACUCCGAAAGGGCGAGCGGCCAUCAGAUCGAGGAUGAGCGGUGAAGGUCUGGCCAAUCUGUGGAGGCUUGAGCAGAACCUUCUACCCACGCCAGACGGGGCAAGGUCUUCUCCAAGACAGAUCUGAUUCCGAUACAGUGUGGCGUCACAGCAAAGCCCCGAGAAUCUCGGCCUGAUCUAAUGCGCUUAUUUGGGCCUCAGGGGUUCCAUCUUCGGUGCGGCAGCUGGGGCGACAUGGAACCGAGGAUGAGGCAUGCCCGGUGGUCUGAUUCCGAGUUAUGAGGACAGAUGCUCUAGCUGGGAUCAACACCUUCAUCCCCUGUUUACGGGAGCAAACAACACCAUAUAUUCCCACCAUGUACAUCCCUGUCGAAGGAAUGGGUGGCUUUAUUUGCCGAGCGUCUUCUAUGCCGGACGCAGGACGUCAGCGCUGGAUAGUGUCCAAGAGACCAGAACUCAGAGCGGCCAGUCCACCAGGGUUCGAUCUGUUUAGGGGACGGGCGGAGUUGACCGCUGGGUGGUGUUUUUAGGAGCCGGGUGGCCACUUCGCCGGACGGCGUUGAGCAUUGAGCAGGUCUUUGGAAGCCGGGCGGCCAGCCUACAGGUUCCUUGUUGUCACCUGAAGUGCGUUGAGAACCGAGCGGUGGUAUCACCAGUUAAUGAGCUGAUCUGGUCAGCCGGAAUCGUAUUGUGUCUCUCGAGCGGCGUUAAGCCGAAGGCUGAGCGUACUGAGUGUCAGUGUCCCCAGAACGGGUAGCGUGGCAGUGGUGAUGGCCGAACUGAGCCACUGAGACCGAACAUCGGAACACAACUGGUUCUAAAAUUGACGCUUCAUGGGCGAGCCAAUAUUAUUAGGUUGGUACGCUGAGCUGUGGCGGGCAGUGGAGUGCAUAUCACGUUGUGCGUGCAAUGAUGCUAUUGUGUUUAUAACCGAUCAGAGUUGACCGGUGGGCAGCGCUUCGGACGCCGGGCGUCGGGCAAACAUGGCACCUGAGCUGGCCCCUGGUGCGUUGAAAACUGGGUUGCAUUUGAAAACCCGUGUGGUCAGCCUAGCAGUACUUGCCUCUCUAUCUAGAGACGUACUGGUGUGCUCGGAGGAGACCUCUUUCGGUCAAAAGUUCCGUCUGAGUGAUCUGGGAAGCUCGGUCUCACUUAACGUGAGCUUUCCUUUCGUUAAUGAGAAGACCUUGUUGGAUAAGCUAGCAUCGUUCCCUACGGAAAGAGAGUUGUUGAGGGGCCAACUAGCCUUUGCAGGCAUGCAAUUGAGGCUACCCCAGGCAGAGUGGCAGAGCCGGACGGCUAGCCUUCAUCAGCUUUCCAAGCUGGUCUAGUGACUGUGCGGCAUCGAGAAUCGGGUGUGCCUGUGCGCUGAGUAUUCCAGUGAAAGCAACCAUCUUGCAGUACCGGGCGGCAAGGACAUGCAUGAGCCGAGGUUGGAGACAUGCGGCUGCUCCGACAACAUAUACGGGCAUCCGGCUUGUCCGCUCCAGAUGUCCCUGUGAUUCUACACCUACUGUUUCAUGGAGUAAUUUUGUUUUCACGAAUAUUGAAAACGUCAACUAAUUCUACACCUACUAUUUUGUCGAGAUUCUCCUGUAUCAGUUUCAAGCCAAAAAACGUUUCUGCAGCAGUGGAAAAAGAGGAUUUCGAGAUCUCAAUGUAGAGAUCUUCGAAAUAUAAAAAUUGCAGAAAACGAAAAAAGAGGUAUGCUGCUGGAUCGGUUUUGAAAGGCGAGUCCAACAGUAUGAUUUUUACAAAAUUUCGUUCACAAACGAGAUUACAGGAGCAAAUCUCUACAUAUAGAAAAACUGAAGAAAAAAACAGAGCAGUUCUUCGUUAAAUCCAAAAAUCGCAGACAGAUCCAACCUGUUUCACGCCUCG
This is a messenger RNA of Cuscuta europaea, 2210 nucleotides long. NCBI's taxonomy places the organism in Eukaryota, Viridiplantae, Streptophyta, Magnoliopsida, Solanales, Convolvulaceae. The record is from the annotation of a GenBank genome assembly.